Molecule: messenger RNA, 249 nt
Organism: Oppiella nova
Lineage: Eukaryota; Metazoa; Arthropoda; Arachnida; Sarcoptiformes; Oppiidae
Source: the annotation of a GenBank genome assembly
AUGUCAUGCGAAUGGACGACUGGACGGGAAGGGACGGACUGGACAUUCUCGAUGUUCCCGCCAUCCAUGUUGGCGGCCGCCAGCAUCACCACUGCCAUCGAAGGGCUCACAAGACUCGAGAACAAUAAUCUCUGUUAUUCAAUACCUAUGAUUUUCCAAUUGCAUCAAAUCACUGGAAUAGAACUGUUUCCCACAUAUCCUCUAAAUUUGACAAAAGUGGCGCUCAGGCCGGCCAUGGCUUAUAUAUAA